Molecule: messenger RNA, 2679 nt
Organism: Linum trigynum
Lineage: Eukaryota; Viridiplantae; Streptophyta; Magnoliopsida; Malpighiales; Linaceae
Source: the annotation of a GenBank genome assembly
AAAAAAUCAGAAAAUGGACAUAUGAAUAUCGUAGUAUAACAAAACAAUAUUGUCGUUCAUUUUCAUCAAUCAUUCAAAUGAGAGAUGGCAAAAUUAACUGUAUCCGGGGAUAUUCCCUCAAAUUCAGCCUCGAUCAGCGGUUAAAUUUGAACUCAAAGGGUUUUUAAUGAGUAGGGAUAAAACUUGAAUUCAAAUAUUACGAGUAAUGGGCGGGCAUGACUAUAUGAGUAUGGGUCAACUCUAAAGUAUUUUGGAUAGAGUAAUAGAUAUGCAUUAUCCGCCUCUGAUCUGUUGCCAUAAUAUGUUUGUUUUUUUCAUAGAUAUUUUCAGAGAAAAAAUAGCUAGAUACAAACUGAAAUUCUUUUCAAGCAAACUAUAUAAUACAAAAGAAAAUAACUACGAUCAACCAUAAGUUGAACCAUCAACAAGAGAACGUUUUUUAUGUCAUGAUAUGGACAACUUUUAAUAGCUUUCGACAUGAGCAGAAUUCAUGAUAUAGUUUUCACCAUUUGCAUGGCGAAAGUCAUGAACCAAUCCUUUGUUGUAAGAUGAACGUGUUGCAGUGAAGAGUGAACCCCUGCAAUUUGAAAGACAACAUAGCAUCCCAUUCCCAUCUAUGGAGUAUAACCAAACACAUUGUCCCGUACAUUUCUUUCUUUGAACCAUACCACAGGCUAUUAGCAACUUGCAUUUUAAUAUUAAACCAAAUAUAGAUACCAAAAAUAAAUCGAAGACAUAUUGUAUUCCAUUCUUGCGUAAGAAAAAAGCAUAAAAGGAAAAACUAAUGAACAUGAUCGAAGUGAAAAACAUUAUAGAUUCACGUUCCAAUCAGGAGAGAUAAAAUGUUAUGUACAUGACAGAGUAGAUUAGUUUGCCUCAUAUCAUAAGCCUGUAAAUGUAAUGUGGUAGUGGCAGCAUAUGAUCUUUCUUCAUCUCCGCUUGAAGAACGGAUUAGUCAGCAAGCAGCCAUUGGUAUUUGGCUUGUCCUUUUCCUUCUUCGGUUCAGAAACCCGAAUUUUGUUAUGAUUUAAUUUUAUGGCUAAAUUUAAUUUGUUUGUUCACAGUUCUCCUUUAUAUACUCGUCUGCCGGAGCGUCUUUACGUCUUCUGCAUCCUUUCCUCCCUCAAUUCCCCGCUAAUCAUAACCCCUCCAAAGCUUUUUUCCUGUACUGCGCCCUUUCUUUUUUAAUUCUCGCUUUGUACCUGCGCUUCCCUCUCCAGGUAUCUUGCUUCUUCUUCCUCUUCCUCCAACUCCGCUAUUUUCCCCGAAUCGCAUCUCAAUUUCUCAUCUUUUGCUUGGGUUCUGUUGGGUUUUCUCGCAAUCGAUAUCGGGGAUGGGUUUUGAGUUACGCAUCUCUCUAUGCCUUGUCGAUGCUCCUUCUGUGACUGUGGAUUUCGAAUCAGAGCUUUGGGUUCUCGUUUUUUUGGGUUUCGUUUCUGCUUAGGGUUUCGGUGGUGGUUGUUGGAUUUUCUGUAAAUCGUGCCUGCCCUUAUUAUUAGUGUCGUGACCGAGUUCAGGAGCUAUGCGAUCUGUUGAGCUAAAAGCUUGCACCUUGGUCUGGAAGGGGGAUCACUUCAUUGGAGCUGGAGACUUUGCAUUCUUGUGAUCAUUUAGUUUGCGAUUUGGGCUUUUGGCUGGUUGUCGAGAGCUUUUGUUUAGCUGCUGCUUUUGAUCCAUGGAUGAGCAUCUGUCUGUCUAUGGAUAUUGCUGGAUAUUGGGUGGUUGAUUUGCUCAUCAUUUUGUUUUUCCUUUGAUUUCCAGAAACCAUGAUUCGCUUGUUCAAAGUUAAGGAACAGCAGAGGGAACAAGCUGAGAAUGCCAAUGGAGGCAUACCUGUUAAAAAGCAAAGUGCUGGAGAACUUCGCCUUCACAAGGACAUUUCUGAGUUGAACCUACCAAAGUCAUGUGCCAUAACAUUCCCUAAUGGCAAGGAUGACCUGAUGAGCUUUGAGGUCACAAUUAAACCUGAUGAAGGAUAUUAUGCAGGUGGGACGUUUUUGUUCUCUUUUCAAGUUUCUCCUAUCUAUCCUCAUGAGGCACCAAAAGUGAAAUGCAAGACCAAGGUAUACCAUCCAAACAUCGACUUGGAGGGGAAUGUUUGUCUCAACAUCCUGCGAGAAGACUGGAAACCUGUUCUUAACAUUAACACUAUUAUCUAUGGGCUGUACCAUUUAUUCACGGAGCCAAACUACGAGGAUCCCCUUAAUCACGAAGCUGCUGCAGUGUUGAGGGAUAACCCGAAGAUGUUCGAGACAAAUGUGAGGAGGGCUAUGACCGGUGGUUACGUUGGCCAAACAUAUUUCACGCGCUGUAUGUGAGGCUGGGUCAGUCCCCUGUUUAAUAUCUCUGUUUUGCACAGCUGCAGCUCCUCUCCCAUACAUUUGCCAGUGUCCCUAAAUGUGACAAUCUUGAAUACCCCAUGAUGGUUGUAAAAUUCUCUUCAAAUUAACAUUUGUCACUCUGCUUUUGCAACGGGUUGAGAUUGGGCGCAGCAUUGUUAGUUCCUUCAAUCCCAGCCAUUGUAUGUUUGGAGUUUGGACGCGUCAUUAUCAAGUUAAAUGCGCAUCAACUUAAUUUGGGCAAAUUCUCGUCCUCUUGUUUGGCCUCAUAUAGAGGAUUCUACUUUACUGUUAUUUCUGUCGACUUCUGAAUUCAACGAGAUAAACUAAGCAUAAAGUU